AUGGAUUCAUAUUCACAAUCAUAUCAAUUCUAUCCAUCAUCACCAUCUAUGUAUUCUAAUUUCAAUACACCAUCAAAUUCGUAUUGUUCGUGUUGUUAUUCACCAACUCCUUAUUAUUAUCCGAAUCAUCAUAUGCCAUCUACACUUCUAUUUUCUCCACCAACAUCUCCUUUUAUUCCUCAAAAUACCAAAAUUUCUACUCCACCGAUUACAAUUGAAUCUGUACGUACUGAACAAUCAUCUUCAAAGAUUACACGAUUACAAUAUUCAAAUAAAGAUCGUUAUAUUUUAAAUGAAUUAUUUAAACGAACACCGUAUCCAAAUGCUAUUCAACGUGAUGUCAUUGCUCGACAACUUGGCAUCACACAAGAACAAAUACGUAUAUGGUUUCAAAAUCGUCGACGUCUACAAACACAACGUGAUAGCGGCGAACGAUUAGCAACAUCAAAUGAAAUCUUAGCUCUUCAACAAGGAAAAACAAAUGUAAAUUCAACUGAUUUAAAGAAACUACUCAAUGAUGUAACCAAAUAUAAAGAUGCACCACCACGUCUUCGAUUAGAUGAAUCUUCAUAA
Molecule: messenger RNA, 573 nt
Organism: Adineta steineri
Lineage: Eukaryota; Metazoa; Rotifera; Eurotatoria; Adinetida; Adinetidae
Source: the annotation of a GenBank genome assembly